This is a messenger RNA of Linum tenue, 631 nucleotides long. The record is from the annotation of a GenBank genome assembly. Lineage: Eukaryota; Viridiplantae; Streptophyta; Magnoliopsida; Malpighiales; Linaceae.
AGCCACUUUUUGAAGGACGAGUGAGCGGCUUCGACCCUGUUGGAACUUGUAUUGCCUAAAUGUGCCACUUGGUUGGUAUAAAUUUAGCCCACAUUUGUGCAUUUGGUUUCCAAGAAUGCAUGACCUGCUCCACAAUUAGUUGGGCUCCGGGUAUCUCAAGACCUUUCUUCUUCCGCACUUCAACCAAACAUCUAGCCCGAAUAUUCUUGUCUAUGUGCCAAAGACAUAGUAAAUGCCUAGAUGAUGGAAACAUGACACUAACAGUCUCGACCAAUCCUCCUGCCUUAUCACUGACUAUCGCAUGUGGAGUGAUAGAUCCAAGAAUGAAUUGCAAGUGCCUCAAAAUCCACUCGUAGGACUCCUUUGUCUCAUCGUACACUAAAGCAGAUGCAAUGACGAAGUUCAGGCCCACCGGUGUCAUGCCAACAAUCUCAACCCACGGAUACUCAUACUUAUUGGUCUUGUAUGUUGCAUCUAUCACAAUGACAUGGUGCCAAGCUCGUAACAUUUCAAUCGAAACAGGAUGCGCUAGAAACAAAUGGGUAAGCAAGUUACCUUCCUCCAUAUAAUGUACAUAAUAGUUCUUCUUUCGAGCAUCGUGAAAGGUGAACUGCAAGGCUGUCAUCUCACC